AGACUUGAGAAGUGAAUCCUGGGAAGUGUAGUUAACUGACACUUGCUUUGUGCGUAAUACAUAUGUUUAAUUUUUGACAGAUAACAGAUUUCAAAAUGUCCAACUUGAGUGUCAGUGAAGAUGGAACACAGGAGAAUCUUGGGUUUUCAUUAAGCAAAGCAGUGGAGGAUGUCAGUCAACACGGCUAUGUCCAGAUUGAGGCCCUGGGGGAGAAACAGAAGACACUCAGCUGCCUGCAGGCAACUCUUUCAGAUGCUGAGAAGAAAGGUGAGAGGGCAGAGCAGGAGCUGAGAUCUAAAGUGAGGGAAAUCCUAGUGCUGGAGGGGGGGAUAGAGCACCUGGAGAGGCAGACUGAAGUCCUGCAAGUUUGUUGUGCAUCCAUCAGCAAGGACAACACGGAACUUCAGAUUCAUAUAAGCGAGGAGGAAGAGAAGGCUCGCAUGGCAGUGGAAGUGUUCACCAUUUACCGAAACAAGAUGGAGAGUCACAGAGCAGAUGUUCAGCGUGUGGCGAGCCAGACGGAGGCCCAUAAAGAGCUUGAGGAGAGAAGAGCCCUGGUCAGGAUGCUCACACAGAAGAAAGAUGACCUGAAGGAGGAUUUGGAGAAUCCAAAUGGAAAAACAGUGCAGUUGGCAAAGAGAGAGAUUGAUGCUCUGAAGGGGAAGAUUGCUGUGAUGAGGAAGACCAUAGCUGAGAAGAGGGAGCAUUUACAAAAAGAGUUUGAGACUCAUACUCAAAUAAAGAAAGAUAUAGAGAUCCAGAACAAACGCUACGAAGCCAUUGUCAAGCGUCUCCACUGCCAACUGAGCAGGGCCCAGGCUGCCUACAGACAAAUGUCUGAAGAUAUCUACCACAUGGAGAGACAGCUAGCUGAGCUGAAGCGGCAGCAGGAGUCAUCACAGGAUUCAGAUCAUUAAACUGUAAUGUCUGGCUUGUCUAAUUGGGAUAAACAUGCUUUAUGAUACCAUCUUAUCUGAGUUAAUUAAGUUGGUGUCAACCUGUAUAUUGGGCCUGUUUGUUAAAAGAGGAAUCGUUGCUGUUACUACAGAUGAACAACUGAGGGCAGCAAUGUCAACUAAAUGUUUGUUAACUCAUGACCCACUCACCUGUUAAUAUCAGACAAUGUGACUGUGUUUCUUUAAAUGCACUGGUUUUGUCAUAAAGGAACCAUAAGUAUUAAAACAUUUAUUUGUUGUCACAUCAUUUGAUUUCCUGUGAUAACAUCAGCAGGGCGUGGGAUGGGAUCUUAGCUCAGGUGGUGACAGUGACUUGGUUUGCCCAGUGAGUGUCAACACCACUGACCCCUGCAAAGCGAAAGCCAAAAGACCACUCUCUAACUGUCAAUGGGAUUUUGGAACAUGCUGCUGUAGCUUCCGCUUCACUGCGUCGCUUGAUGGUGUGCUAGAUGACAGACCUGCUGUCGGCUAACAAGGGUGUGAGUGUGCUACUUCAGCCAUAACUCAGAACUAACUGAACAAUGAAAUCACCUUUUCACAACAUUAUUCCACAUUAGAAUAGGUUUCGUCAGCUUCUGUCUGCUAACCACCAAAACCUGUGACAUCAAGUGUGUUUCCAGGACAGAAAAGCACAGGUUUCUU
Molecule: messenger RNA, 1598 nt
Organism: Monopterus albus (swamp eel)
Lineage: Eukaryota; Metazoa; Chordata; Actinopteri; Synbranchiformes; Synbranchidae
Gene: ccdc122
Product: coiled-coil domain containing 122
Exons: 6
Coding region: 96-917 (273 amino acids)
Source: RefSeq, a predicted model, not a curated record